AUGAAGGGGUUGAAUGGUGGUAGCGGUGGCAAUUUGCCAGAGGAUGUGUUGGAGUACCUGACCACCUGCAAUGGCGACGAUUCGGAUGACGACAACCAUAGCCAUCAUAGUAGGCACAGUAGUAGAAGACUCGCCGGCAAUGACGCCGAACAAGAAGAGCAGAAGAAGGCAAAGACAAAGAGAAAAGGAAAAAGAGUUGAAACACAAGAAGGAAAAGUGCGGCACAGGUGUCGUGCUGCAGCAGCGACUUCCUGCUCCUCCCUCGUUGGGACGUCAGAGGGAUGUGACGGCCGCAUCGAGGCGGCGGCUGGAGCAUAUAGUGUACGACCGGAACGGAGGUCGAGCAGUGCGAGCUUUGCUAGCACUGGUGACGACGAUGUUUCAUCAUCCGGCUCGGUUACCACCAAAGAAGAGAGUGAAGAGACACCAACCGAUAGUAGAGGUGAGCUGCCUGCCGUUGUCGCCGAGCUAGUCGAUGAAAACGAGUCUGAAGCUGCUCGACAGGAGAUUGAUCGACUCAAAGAAGCUUGA
Molecule: messenger RNA, 531 nt
Organism: Seminavis robusta
Lineage: Eukaryota; Bacillariophyta; Bacillariophyceae; Naviculales; Naviculaceae
Source: the annotation of a GenBank genome assembly